UAGUGGUGUCACGUGACUUUUUUUAAGAUGGCGGCAAAUGUAUUACAGUAGAACCUGGGAAGUAUGAAAGCUGUGAAUUAGUCAACUUCCCCCUAUUUUUGCACUGUAUAUAUAUUUUUAUAUACAUUGUUUAUGUGUUUAUAUUUAUUAAAACAAAACAGGAAUUUAUGAUCAGUGUUUCAAAACAGUUAAAUUUUUUUAUGUUUUGUAAAAAUAAAUUCAUGAUAAGUUUUCGUUAUUAUGUAUGACGUUAACAAUCUACAAUAUUUAUUAAACUACUUGUAAAUAAAAUAGUUUAAUUUUAAUAAGUUUAAAAAUGUAUAAUUCCCUUAAGUGGACAAAAGCACUUAAUUUAUUAUUAAUUGUUUUGGGCUGUUAUGUUUUUGUUAAUACUGCUGAAAUUCGCCAAUUACCAUUCUGUGAUCAUGCCACAUCUGAUGAUGAUGAUAUUCCUCCACACAGUCUUUUAUUCGUUAGUACUUUGGAUGGAAAAGUAUCGGCUUUAAAUGCUGCCGAUCAUGGAAGAAAAGCAUGGUCCUUAGAUUUAGGAAAAGAGCCAAUGUUAUCGUCAAAUAUUCAUCAAAGAGAAUUAAACAAUCAUGGACAAUGGGUUCGAUUAAUUCCAUCAUUGAAUGGAGGAUUAUAUAAAUUUGAUGGUGAAAAUUUAGAAGCAGUGCCAUUAUCUGCAGAUCAAUUGUUAAAAUCUUCAUUUCGUUAUUCUGAUUUAGUUUUCUCCGGGGGAAAAGAAACUCGUUCAUAUGGUGUUGCUCUUUUAACUGGUGAAAUAUUGUAUAAAUGUGAUGUGCACGGUUGUAAAAAUACAACAGAAGGCGAAUCUUAUAUGAAUAAAGAAGUACUUAUUAUUCAACGGCAUCAACAAACUAUUCGUGCUGUUGAAUCUCAUUCUGGCCAUGAAAGAUGGAAUUUUAGUGUUGGUCAACAUGGUUUUUCACUGCCUCCAAAGACACAUAACAAUUGUCAUGGAGAAAAUAAAAGAAUUCCGAUUGAUAUUGAAAUAAAAGCAAUUAUUCCCGAAGGACUUGUAUGGGCUGUUGAUAAAAAUGAUCCUACAUUAAAAUUAUGGGAACACAAGUUCAGUUCUCCGAUUGUGACAAUAUGGCAAGAAGAUAACAAUAAUGAAAUGAAAGAUAAUUCUGGUGUUAAAGAAAUUAAUUUAUUUGAUAAUAGUGAAAAAUCAUCAAAUAGUGAAUUUUCAAUAAGCCCUGGUCUUUAUUUAGGAAUGCAUAAUAUGCAAUUAUAUGUUCAAGAAAAUCCAAAAUUAAAAUCAUUACUUGAACCCAGUGUUACAGUGAAAGAAUUAACACCCAUGUUUCCCUGGAAACCUUAUUCUGCAAUUGCUUUUUCAGAAAGAGAUAAAGAGAGAAUAGAAAAUAAAAUUUUAAUAGAAUCAAACGAUGAUGUUCAAUCCACUGCUUUGUCUGUCUUGUAUAGUUCAAACUAUAUAAAUGGAAAUGGAUUUUAUUUAUAUUCCAAGCAACAAUUAUUUAUCGGUAGUGAUAAUCAAUGUAAUAAUACAACAAUAGUAAAUAAAAUAAAUUCAUUUGAGAAACAAGACUCUUCAAAGGAUGAUUAUGAUGAAAAUGAAGAGGAUACAUCAGUACCAGUAAUUAUAAUUUCCCUUUGGUAUUGGUGGAAAGAAGUAUUAUUGAUUUCAAUUACAACAGCGAUUGUUUUAAAUUUUAUGAUAACACAAAGUCUUUUUAAUGCAUCUUCAGUUAUUAAAGACGCACUCGUUCCACCUUGUAUUAUUGAAACACAUGUAGAGAAAAAGGAAGAGAAUCAAAAAGCAAUUGUUGAUAAUAGUGGUGAAUUUACGUCUCGUUUUCUCUCUGAUUAUGAACCUGUUGAUUGUUUAGGAAAAGGUGGAUAUGGAAUUGUUUUUGAAGCAAAAAAUAAAGUUGAUGAAUGUAAUUAUGCAAUUAAACGAAUAACACUACCAAAUAGUCGCAACUCUAGAGAACGAGUUAUGAGAGAAGUUCGAGCACUUGCAAAAUUAGAUCAUCAAAAUGUUGUUCGUUAUUUUAAUGCAUGGAUAGAGUGUCCUCCAAUUGGUUGGCAAGAGGAACAUGAUAAAUUUUGGAUAAAUAAAGAAAAACUUUCAAGUUCUGAUUUUAUUUCAAGCUCAUAUCUUAGUGAUAUAAAAUCAUCAAAUUCCGUUCAUGUUAAUAUUCCACCUAGUGAACAAUCUUCCGUGGAUAGUGCUUUUGAAGCAUUAAAAUUAAAUAACAAGGAUAGUGAUUCAUUUAUAGUAUUCCAAACUCAUGAAAGUGGACGAUUGCAAGAUAUUGACGGAUCUCAAGAAUACAGUCAAAAUUAUACAAGUGAUAUUCAAGAUGAAGAAGAAGAUGAAUUACCGGAAAAUAUUGAAGAAUUGACUGUUAAUAAAAUUCACUACGAUAGUACAGAAUCAAUUAUUUUUCAAGUAACUCAAAGUGAAAGUGAAAAAAGAAAAGAGAGAAAAGCAUCAUUGAGCUUAAAUUUACAGGAUAGAAAACUUGUGAAAAAAUCUGCUAAAAUGUUUCUUUACAUACAAAUGCAAUUAUGUAAAAAAAUGAGUUUAAGAGAAUGGUUAAAGGAACAAAAUAGAUCAAGAGAUACAAUUCAUGUAUUGAAUAUUUUCCAACAAAUUGUCAAUGCUGUGGAAUAUGUUCAUUUACAGGGUCUUAUUCAUCGUGACUUGAAGCCAUCAAAUAUUUUUCUGUCAUUUGAUAAAAAAGUGAAAAUUGGAGAUUUUGGAUUAGUUGCAAUGACAGAAAGUUAUGAUGAUGUUCAUACACCAUGUGAUACUCUUGAAGUAACAUCACAAGAGGGUGUUCAACAUACAGCAAGAGUUGGAACACGUUUGUAUAUGUCACCAGAACAAAUGAAUGGCAAAAGAUAUAAUUAUAAAGUAGAUAUCUAUUCAUUAGGUAUUAUUCUUUUUGAAUUAUUAAUUCCAUUUUCAACUGAAAUGGAAAGAAUUGUAGCUUUGACAAAUUUGAGGAAUUUGAUUUUUCCCGAAAAUUUUGAAGCUCAAUGUCCAACAGAAUUAUCAUUAUUAAAAAUGAUGCUAAAUGAAGAUCCAUCAAAAAGGCCAACUACUUUAGGAAUUAGAUCUAGAUUAUCUACUUCUAAUAAUAAGGAAACAAAUAAUGAAUUACAUGCUGAUGAUAAUGAAAAAUUUCACUUUCAUUGGCCACAAAUGAGUAGAAAUUCUUCAGGAACGGGAAGUAGUAAUAGUGGUAGUAAUUCCGUUUCAUGGGAAUUUAUAUCGUAGACGUAUGAAUGAUGUGAUGAAUUUUUUUUAUAGAAUUAAUUUAUUGAAUGGAUUAUAUCUGGUUAAAAAGAUCUCAAAUAAAUUGUUUUUUACACUUUUCAAAUAAUUACAAACAACAUUUUUCUUUACAAAAAUAUUAAAUUUGAAUAAAUUAUAUUUUAUAAGAAAAUAUUUUGAUACUUGUCCUUAAUAAUUUAAAAAAAUAUAUUACUAGGUAUAUAAAUAAAAGUAUGUAAAUGUAAAAAUAAUUAUUAAAUUCUUUUGAUUAGAUAUGAUUCUUCAAUAAAAAAAAAUAUAAUAAUAAGACUGUAGGCAAUUGAUAAAAGUGAUAAAAAUUUGAUUAUAAUUUUAAAUGAGUGAUUGAAGAAUAAAUAUGAAAGUGUAUGAAUAAUUGGUAAACAAAAAUUGUAAUAUUAAUACUGUUUUCUAGUAAAGCCCUGUAAACUGUCAUGAAUGUUGAAUAUGAGUGAAAAAUACUGAUUUUAUAAUUAAAAAAACAUAAUUUAUUCAUCACAUAUCCAUUAUCUAAAUUUCAUAAUUUUUUUCGCUAAUUUAUUUUCACUCGUUAUUUUCAUAUUUCCCCCAUUUUUGUUUUUAUUAUACCGUGUUAUUUAGAUGUUAUGUUUCGAAUUGACGUAGUUUUACUGAAAUAUAAUUAAGAUUUAUGGAAAUAAAUAUUUUUAAAAUUUAUAUAAA
This is a messenger RNA of Leptopilina boulardi, 3973 nucleotides long. Its product is annotated as eukaryotic translation initiation factor 2-alpha kinase-like. Gene Ontology annotation, molecular function: protein binding; ATP binding; protein kinase activity. The record is from RefSeq and is a predicted model, not a curated record. Lineage: Eukaryota; Metazoa; Arthropoda; Insecta; Hymenoptera; Figitidae. Gene Ontology annotation, biological process: protein phosphorylation. The transcript has 13 exons. Bases 317 to 3277 code for a protein of 986 amino acids.